AUUAUUACUGAACAGGCCUAAGGCCAUUGAAAAUAGGGCAAACAAACCCUAGAGGUGGCGGAGAAGACGACCACGACGUAGGAGAUCAUUUAAAUGUGUGGAUUCAUGCAGCAUCAUGAAAAGCUUGAAGGAAGGCCAAAUAUGACAAUGGGAGAAGUGAGAAAGAUGAAAGCAGAGAGAGAGUUGAGUUUUCCAUGUAGAUACUAGUUGGUUUUCAUCUGCUAACUAGUAAUUUUAUACAAGCGGAAGAUGUGCGAUUAGAGACUACACGAGCUAGAUUUUCAAAUGUGAUUAAAAGGCAUGGGCAGUUAAUUGAGCGUCUUUCUAGGGAUUCUGACAAGAUGACUUUUGAGCGUCUACAAAAGGAAUUUGAUGCCGCUCGAGCUUCUCAAACUGAAGAGAUUCUUUUAGAUGGCGAACAGUGGAAUGAUGGGCUAUUAGCUACAAUAAGGGAGCGGGUUCAUAUGGAGGCAGACAGAAAGGCAAUGCCAGGGGACUCAAGCAUGCUACCGGAUCCUCUUUUCCAUGGAAAAACCACUUAUAAAGUUGGGAAUAAGGUAAUUUGUUGUUUGGAAAGGGCAAGGAUUGGCAUACAAUAUGAGACAUCUUUUGCUGGAGAACCUUGUGAGCUGUACCACUGUGUGCUUGAGAGUAAAUCAUUUCUUGAAAAGAUGACCGUUAACGAGCAUACAGUACCGUUCUUUCUACCAAUACGAGAAGCAGAAAAUGAUCUUCUGUCUUCCAAUGCAAUGAAAUUUAUAGAUCAUGUUGGAGAACUUCUGCAAGCUUAUGUGGAUAGACGGGAACAGGUUCGCCUUAUUAAGGAGUUAUAUGGGAAUCAAAUUGAAGAGCUUUAUCAUAGUCUUCCCUACCACAUGAUUGAAUUGGCACUGGAUGAUUCUGAUUGCAAGAUAACAGUUAGUCUUAGAUACGCGGAUCUCCUCUCUGUCCUUCCAACCCGAAUUAGAGUCCUAGCCUGGCCAAUGCAGCCAAGCAAGAAAAUCAUAACAAGCACUGGGACAAUCGGUAGAAAGGGGAACUCUGUUCCAGCUCGUCUGUCUUACGCAGAGGAUGCCUUGCGAACAAUGAGCUUACCAGAAGCAUAUGCAGAGAUUGUGCUGAACCUGCCACGGGUUCUCCAGCAAAACUUUCAGCAUAGAGGCUCAGCUUAGAGCUUCAUCUCUUCCCCAAACCAUGCCAAUAUGUACAAAGCUAUAGGUUGUGGUUGUGAUGGAGUUGCACUGGUUGGUAGUGAAAAAGUUAGAGCUGGUUUUUGAUACAUGAACUUCUGUUUUUAUUUUUUUUGCGUUAGCGGCCAGUGAACCAAUACCAUGUUGUCAUGCUGCUACUUUGCGAAAGACAAUUGAGACAUCCAUGGUAAUGAAAUCAAUUUAUUGAAUUUCAUAGUACA
Molecule: messenger RNA, 1411 nt
Organism: Vitis riparia (riverbank grape)
Lineage: Eukaryota; Viridiplantae; Streptophyta; Magnoliopsida; Vitales; Vitaceae
Exons: 14
Coding region: 342-1172 (276 amino acids)
Cellular component (GO): Mis6-Sim4 complex; kinetochore
Source: RefSeq, a predicted model, not a curated record